CACUCACACACACCCACCCAGAGGAGGAAUUACACACAGAUCGGAGCCGGUCCCGGACCUCCAUUGGCAAACAUCAGCGGGUACGGGCCUGUUUAUCUGAUUCCUCUCCAUCACCUGUCUUUAUUCUACAGCUCCAGAUGGCUGGAGACGCCAGCUGGCCUCUUGUCUGCUCUACUGAAAUGAUGGAGGUUAAAGUCACCUUUUUAUUUGUGGAUUGUUGACUUUCUCACCUUUAUUCAAGCUGACGUGAAUCUUUAUGAGGUAAAUUGGUUGCAGCGAGCCCCAGUUGUGGCCGGUGGGCAUGGUUUUGGAGGGUAGCUCAGAGGCGCUGUGUCCCCCCCCAUCUCUGGAGCUGCGCCCAUCCUGCAACAAGAGCCAGCCCUCGCCUCCUCUGGGCUCAAGCUCACAACCCCACGACGGGGUCUUCCCUGAGGACAAGGAGCCCGUCAAGUACGGCGAGCUCAUCGUCUUAGGGCACAAUGGGUCGCUGGCCAAUGGGGACAAGGGUCGCAGAAGAAGUCGCCUUGCCCUCUAUAAGAGACCUAAAGCCAAUGGGGUCAAACCUGAUGUUAUCCACAAUGUGUCAACCCCUCUGGUGUCAAAGGCACUCAGCAACAAAAGCCAGCACAGCAUCUCCUACACACUGUCACGGAGCCACUCUGUCAUUGUGGAGUACACCCAUGACACCAACACAGACAUGUUUCAGAUCGGCCGGUCCACAGAGAGCAUGAUCGACUUUGUGGUGACGGACACAGCGGGCAGCAGCAGCGGUCAGGGUGGUGGUGCGGCCGGGGAGGGUGGCGGUGGAGGCCAGUCAGCCCAGAGCACCAUCUCCAGAUACGCCUGCCGCAUCAUGUGUGAACGCAGCGCUCCCUACACGGCGCGCAUCUACGCCGCUGGCUUCGACUCCUCCAAGAACAUCUUCCUGGGGGAGCGUGCUGCCAAAUGGAGGACGUCAGAUGGCUUGAUGGACGGCCUGACCACCAACGGGGUACUGGUGAUGCACCCAGCGGGGGAGUUUGUGUCUGAGCCAGCUCCGGGCGUCUGGAGGGAAAUCUCUGUUUGUGGAAACGUCUUUGCCCUGAGGGAGACUCGUUCAGCCCAACAGAGGGGAAAACUGGUUGAAAAUGAGUCAAACACCCUCCAGGACGGUUCUCUGAUUGAUCUAUGUGGGGCCACCCUGCUGUGGAGGACCCCUGCUGGACUGCGCCACACCCCCACCCUCAAACAGCUGGAGUCCCUUCGCCAGGAGCUGAAUGCUGCCCGACCCCAGUGUCCUGUGGGCUUCAACACCUUGGCCUUCCCUAGUCUGGCCCAGCGUGAGAUAGUUGACAAGAAGCAGCCCUGGGUCUAUGUCAACUGCGGCCAUGUUCACGGCUACCACAAUUGGGGCUACCGCAAAGAGAAGGGCCCCGCCGGCCCUGGAGGCACAGCACCAGCCAGCACCGGGGAGAGAGAGUGCCCCAUGUGUCGGCGAGUGGGCCCCUAUGUGCCGCUGUGGCUGGGCUGCGAAGGAGGAUUGUACUUGGAUGCCGGGCCACCCACUCACGCUUUCUGCCCCUGUGGCCAUGUAUGCUCAGAAAAGACAGUGGUGGGGUGGAGCCAGAUCCCGUUACCCCACGGCACCCAUGCCUUCCAUGCUGCCUGCCCCUUCUGUGGUACCUGGUUGACAGGGGAGCAGGGCCACAUCAAACUUAUCUUCCAGGGCCCCGUCGACUGAAGCCCAGACCCGGGAGCCACAAGUGAUGGUGGAUUGGGCAGAGGUCGAUGUGCUGAGGAAAGACUGUGUGCUCGAACAAAAAUCUGAACACUCAAGUGUUGGAUGACAGAGAAAGCACUGAUGACAAGUACAGGAAAAGGACUGUAGACAUGAUGAACUGAAAGUGCCAUGCAAUAGUAGAUUGCCAAGGCUUCAAAUGGAAUAUGAGGUGUAUGGAGAAUAUGUAAAUAAAUUGUGUUGAAAUGAGCACGAGUUCAGUGAUCU
Molecule: messenger RNA, 1984 nt
Organism: Centropristis striata (black sea bass)
Lineage: Eukaryota; Metazoa; Chordata; Actinopteri; Perciformes; Serranidae
Gene: peli3
Product: pellino E3 ubiquitin protein ligase family member 3
Exons: 7
Coding region: 302-1720 (472 amino acids)
Biological process (GO): regulation of Toll signaling pathway; protein K63-linked ubiquitination
Molecular function (GO): ubiquitin protein ligase activity; protein binding
Source: RefSeq, a predicted model, not a curated record